Messenger RNA from Cheilinus undulatus (humphead wrasse), 3954 nucleotides. RefSeq names its product zinc finger FYVE domain-containing protein 1. Bases 94 to 2061 code for a protein of 655 amino acids. NCBI's taxonomy places the organism in Eukaryota, Metazoa, Chordata, Actinopteri, Labriformes, Labridae. The transcript has 12 exons. Gene Ontology annotation, molecular function: metal ion binding. The record is from RefSeq and is a predicted model, not a curated record.
GCUGUUGUUGUCACUGGCUGUCAAUCAGCAGUCAUGUUGAACUUUCGUUUUCGCCCUCACAAACAUGAUAAAAUGCCAAUUAAAUGACCAAACAUGUCGGAAAUAAUGUUGAAAUCAGGUGAGAGUAUAUCGAAGAGUCCUAUGGAGGCGGAGGAGCGUUCAGGCGGAGUCCGGAGCUUCCUGCUCGUGGAUGAACAAGAAAACCUGCAGGUGCGCGAUGAGUUUGAGUUUGUGGAGAAACUUGGCUGUGGAGACGUUGCAGGAGUCAAGGUCCUCUCCAUCUUCGGCAACACGGGUGAUGGCAAGUCCCACACUCUCAACAACAUCCUGUUUAACGGUGAGGGGGUGUUCUACACCUCCAAGUCACCCAGCUCCUGUACGGUGGGAGUAUGGGCUGCCUAUGACGCUACGCUCAGUCUGGUCGCACUGGAUACUGAAGGGCUGUUGGGAGCUGCGGCUAAUCAGAACCAGAGAAUGAGGCUGCUGCUCAAGGUGUUGGCGGUGUCAGAUGUAGUUGUCUAUCGCACACGGGCAGAACGCCUCCACAAUGACAUGUUCCUGUUCCUGAGCAGUGCGUCAGGAGCCUACCUGAAGCACUUCACCCCUGAGCUCAGGGCUCUCUCCAGCCGCUGUGGACUGGAUGUACCGCUGUCUUCUCUUGGGCCAGCAGUUAUCAUCUUUCAGGAGACAACACACACCCAGUUACUCGGUCAUGACUCAAAGGGGCCUGGCCAUGCCGACACGCUGCUCCAGAAGCGUUUUCAUGACCUGGGCUUGGGGACAGAGGCAUUCAGUUCUGUACAGUAUGUGGGCACGCAGACAAUUACACCUCCCACUGAUUACAGCAGGCUGCUGGAGGCCGUAAGGCAGCAAGUAAAGAACACUCACACCCGCUCCCCAAGGCAGCCUGGGAUAGUGUUUCACGCUUUGGAAGCCCUAAGUGAUCGUUUCUGUGGGGAACUGUCAGACGACAAGAUGACCCUGUAUUCUUUCUUCCCAGAUGAGUACUUCACCUGCUCUGCUGUCUGCCUCAGCUGCAACAUUCGCUGUAAAAAUGGAAUGAACCAUCUGAGAGACAGAGUCCCCCACAUGGCAGAUGGACUCUGCCAGUAUGCUCACCAGUACAACAACAAAGUCCUGAUCUGUAAGAGGUGCUAUGAAGGGGGCAGAGAGGUGAUUGUUGUGCCCAAGACUUCAGCUUCCUCCGACAACCCCUGGUUUGGAUUGGCCAAGUACGCCUGGUCAGGCUAUGUGUUGGAGUGUGCUAGCUGUGGUGUAAUCUACCGCAGCAGACAGUACUGGAUGGGAAACCAGGACCCUGAGAGCAGCGUGGUCCGAUCUGAGGUCAAGCAUGUCUGGGAGGGGUCGGACACCUUUUUGACCACCCAUCAGAAUGCUGCCCAGAGAGUCCUGGAUGGGAUGAACUACGUGAUCCAGUCGGUGUCUGAGUACAGCACAGGUCCCACCAAAGCUGUCACUGCCUGGCUCACUGACCAGGUGGCGCCACCGUACUGGAGACCCAACACAGAGAUUGCUGCCUGCCAUGGCUGUCAGAAAAUGUUUGAGGAGGCAGAGAGGAAACACCACUGUCGAUCAUGUGGUGAGGGUUUCUGCCAUCCGUGCUCCAGCCACAGGAUGCCCGUACCAGAACGAGGGUGGGGUAGUGGACCUGUUAGGGUUUGUAAGGCCUGCUACAGACAGGGAGGACCAGCUGACACCAACAGCCAGGUGUGUAAGGUGGAGCCUCGAGGUCUGAUAGCCCGCAGGGUGACUGAGGUGGCCCAGUACACAGUGGACAUGGUCAGCACAGCCGUGGACUACCCACUCUGUUUUGUGAAAGAUGUGGCAAGGCCCGACUACUGGGUACCAGACCAGGACAUCACACAGUGCCACCAGUGCUCUAAAACCUUCACUGCAGCCAUGUCCAAACACCACUGCAGGGCCUGUGGACAGGGGGUGUGUGGCCCCUGCUCCACGCAUAUCAGACCUGUCCCCUCCCGAGGCUGGGACCACCCUGUGAGAGUGUGUGAUGGCUGCCAUGCCCGCACGGACAAUCUGUGAGAAGUUCUCCCUGAUUUAAACAAGAAAAAAACUCUCCAAGUGCACUCAGUCUUCCUCAGAUAAUUGAGAAAAACACUGUGAAUCCUGGCCAUACUGAGACAGUGGAACAAAGAGGAUUAAUUAUUCAGAUCUGAACUGCAGAGCUGGAUCCACUGUGAGGUUUUGAAGGUUUUGAAGAUUAAGAUGGUCACCACCUGCUGCUUUAUCAGUGCAGUCCCUGUCAUCUGCCUUCUUUGACUAACAACAGGAAAGCUGGAGGUUUGAUUUCAGCUGACAUGAAGACAUUUUUUAAACAUUAUAAAAGUGCAGACAUAGGACUCCUCUCAACUCUUGUCAUAACAGCUUUUAAUCUGAAGUGCACCCAAGUGAAGUCUUCCUUUCGCUGCCCUGCAUUACGCUGCCAUUUCUCAGUUUGAACAGUUUGUCACUACAAAAUAAGAGGCUAAUAAGUACACAGAUGCACAGUGAAAAGCAGGAGAUUAUAACAUUUAGAGGACUUUUAAAUCGCUUUAAUCUUAAUCAUUAAAUCCUUCACCAUUAAUAAGUGACGUCUGAUUCCUGCUUGUCUUUGCUGUGACUCAGCUGUUGCGUGUGCUGCGGAUGUAUGGAGCAAGCCUUUCAGAUCAUAAAUAACUUACAGGUACAACAAUAAAAGGAUAAAAGGGCAGUGUAGUGGGUGUAAGCCCAAAAAUACUAAACACCCUACACUGUACUGUGUCAGAACAGCCCUCAGAAAAACAGAUAAUGUUUGAGGUUUCUUUGUUCUUGUCAGUCUCCUCCUCUGGGAUGUAAAAAAUUAUUGACAGAUGGGAGAACAUAAAUCAGUUCAGACAGAAAUUUACUUUAGCCUGUGCCUGUAUUACUCUUGGCAGAAAGAUGAACAAACACAAGCUUCAGUGUGCCUUUAUGAAAUCUUGACUCCUAUUAUUGUAGCUGCUACGAUUCGCUUUUGGGGAUUCCUCCAUCUGUACUAGGAGAAAGACAAUUAUUUGUGCCUAAUUACAGAGCAGGGUAUCUUACAGCCUCUAAAAUAGCUUCAACAGUUUUAUUUACAAUGUGGAGAAAUGGAUAGUGUAAGAAAUUGUGUAGCACAACAGAAUAUAGACAUUCCAGUGUAUGAACAUACAGUACGCGUGUAAUAAAGUAGAAACACCUGCUGCCGUUAUAACAGAAAGUGGGUUAUUUCUUAAGCUAAUGCUUCAGACGUCUUCAUACAUAUGAAAAUGCACCUGCACUAGACUCGACUUUAAAGAUGUUUCAGUAUUUAAAAGAUGCUGAAAUCGACCCCCCAGUAAAGUGCACGGUAUAUCAAUGAAAACAGACUUUAUGCAAAGCAAACUGGAUGCAUUUAUGCUGUUUUUCUGCUGUCUAGGAAUAAUCAAUUUUAUCUUAGUGAUGUUUUUUCAUUAAAAUCUAGCAAAUGACAAUCUGUUUUUGUUUCUUGCAUAAAUCAGGCUAAAUCCACCUACUUAGGAUCACAAGUGCUUCAUUUGCAGAAGAAAGCAUUGAAUGUUAAAGUAAAAGUGAACAGAUGGAAACAGAGAGAAAUCAGCCAAAAUAAAUGUGAUGAUAGAAAUCAUAUCCUGACAGUUCUCAGAUUGUGAGGCUGUAAUCAGCUGAUACUGAUCCAUGCAUCUUAAGUAAUCUUAUUUAAAUUCUUUCAUUGUGGAGACUUGUACUUCCCUGAGAUUUUUAUGAUGAGACUUCCCUGACAGCAAAUGUUGAAUGGGUAUGUUUGGAUCGAAGUAGCAGUCAGUGUGCUUAUCUUUUAUUUGUCCUAAUCAAUAGUACAUGUCUUGCUUCAUCUAAACUGUUGGAUGUCAGAGUAAAAGAGAUAAAUCUGUUCAGAAUUUGGCAUUAAUGUUUUGUAAUAAAUUGUUGUGUUUCACACUG